UGCUCCGGUGCUGGAGAGACACGACGCCAUCUUCAGCUGCUUCACUUCCGUUCUGCUGUUUUGUUUUACUGGAUGUGAGCAGGCAGGGAUCUGUCAGUACAGCGAUCAUGGGAAGAAAGAAGAAAAAGCAAAUGAAGCCUUGGUGCUGGUACUGUAACAGAGACUUUGAUGAUGAAAAGAUACUCAUUCAGCAUCAGAAGGCCAAACAUUUCAAGUGCCACAUAUGUCAUAAAAAGCUGUACACGGGCCCGGGGCUUGCAAUCCACUGUAUGCAGGUACACAAAGAGACCAUUGAUGGGGUUCCUAAUGCAAUACCUGGAAGAACAGAUAUUGAGCUGGAAAUAUAUGGCAUGGAGGGUAUUCCUGAAAAAGACAUGGAAGAGAGAAGAAGAGUGCUAGAACAAAAGAACCAAGAGACUCAAAAGAAGAAGCAGAACCAGGAUGACUCUGAUGAGUACGAUGAGGAUGACGAGCCUGGUCCCUCCUUCCAGCAGCCUGCCGUGGGCCAGCCCCAGGCAGGCUACAUCCCCCCUAUGACCCAGCACGGCAUGCCUCCUGGCUCUGGUGCUCCAGGGAUACCACCGGGCAGCUACUCAGGAAUUCCCCCAAUGAUGCCAGGUGUGCCUCCAAUGAUGCCAGGAAUGCCCCCCGUACUGCCAGGAAUGCCUCCAGGGAUGAUCCCAAUGGGUGGGAUGAUGCCUCCAGGUCCAGGGAUGCCUCCAAUGAUGCCAGGUGUGCCACCAGGCAUGCCUCCUCCUGUGGGCCACCGUCCAGGCAUCACACACAUGGCUCAGGUCCCCCCUGCUGCAAACAUGCUGACUAGACCUGCUGUUCCUGCUGCAGCAGCCCCUUCAGCCCAGCCUGAUGUCACUAAGCCUCUUUUCCCCAUUGCUGGACAGAUGGGCAGUCGCGUUGCAAGUACAAGUGCAGGCUCAUCAAGUGCAGACUCUCAGUCUGUCGCAUCACAAAGUCAGCAGCCAAUGUCAGGGUCCCCCCACCCUCCCCCCUCUACCUCCUCUGAUCCUUCAAAGCCCACAUUCCCGGCCUACACUCAGGCCACCGUAGCUGUGGCCAGCCCCAACGCUGGCAGCAGUACAGUCUCCAAACCUCCCUCUACUGUGACCAGUAAGCCCGCCACCCUCACCACCACCAGUGCAACCAGUAAGUUGAUCCACCCUGAUGAGGAUAUCUCACUGGAAGAGUUGCGGGCUCAGUUGCCCAGGUACCAGCGGAGUAUUCCCCGCCAAGCCCAGACCACCGCUGCUGCCCCGUCAGUGGGUCCUGUGGGUGGCAUGAUGGCUCCUCAGCAGGCCGGCAUGAGGCAUCCCAUACCUGGACAGUAUGGUGGUCCACCCCAGGGGAUGCCAGGCUACAUGCCAGGAGGGAUGCCUCCAUACGGACAGGCCCCUCCUGUGGUCCCCCCAGGCUACCAGGGAGCUCCUCCACGGCCACCCAUGGGUAUGAGACCUCCUGUCAUGUCUCCAGGAGGUCGCUACUGAAGCCUGCCUUCCUCUCUUCAAUAGGUUUGGACACUCAACCCUUUUCUAAUGUCCUCAGCUGCUAGUAGACACACCAGUAUUGGUAUGCUAGUACCACGACAUACUGUUUAUUCUACUACUGAGCUAUGAGGAAGAGACACUGAAUAAACAGCAAACAAAAGAGCUAUAGAAGCAUCUCAGAGCGCAUGGGAAAUAUUUACACUGUACCUAACCAAGACUUUGAACUGUUGUUUCAAACCAUCUCUGUUCUGUGGCUUUUUUUCCUUCUCAUGUUUCAUUUAGGUGUAUAGAAGUGUAGUAGAUAUGGUUCGUAGUGUUGUGAAGGCGCUGGAGUUACAUGGGCAGUACACACCCUUAAUCAAGGCAAGUUUUAUGUAAAUCCAUUUCUGUUCUAAACUAAACAGUGAGGCCUUCACAGCACGUAGUGCUGUUGGACUUAGUGUCCCCAACAUUGUUUGGUGAGGGCUUCAAACAACUGUUUAUGCAUUUAUUCUGUUUUAUUCAUAGUUUUAAUGAGGAAAUACUCCCUCAACCUUAAAUAGAUGAAGCACUAAAUGAAAUGGUAUAUGUAUUGUUGUAAAACUGUAUUGUAAUAAAAUGUGGCAAAAAUGUAAGACUCUUCUUUGCGGGAUGUUAGUGGGAAAAGAGACGUCACAGCAGGUUUGUACUCCAGUUAUACCUACAUACUCACUGUUUUUUUGUUGUCUUGAAGAUGAACAAUAUUAGCAGAAAUGUGCAUCUAUGCUUUUGCGUUUGUUGAGUUAAAAUUAAAAAUGUUGGUAACUGUUUUCGUUUGGCUACAGGCAGUAUACAUUUUUUUUUUUUUUAUUGAUGCGCUGUACAUGGCACAGGCAGACUAGCCACUGAGUGCAUUGUGUACAGCUGCAUUACUUCCCGGGUCGCUGGUGGCUGCAGUGCUAAAACCCAGAUUUCUCUUCUCCCUGUAGCAAUGCCAUGGGGGACUGGCUGAGGCCCUGUCUCAGUGUAGCCCUGUUUCAGCCUGAGGCAAGUCUCACCAUUUUCUGUCUUCUUAUUCAUUACCAGGGGCCCUCACAGCUUACACGCUGUUGGAUCUCAAUGUCCCCAAACUUGCAGCAAGUUUGGUGAAGGCCCUUGUUUGUGUUGCGUUUAGGAACCUUUUUUUUCAGGCAUGUUGGCUCAUGUGAAUUAUAUUCUUUAUUGUUAAGCUCUUAUGUGCUAUUGAACCUGUGUCCUCCAUUGGUGAUUGGUGAGAGCAUCAGGAAGCUCUGUUUUAAUCUAAUAACUUUAUACUGAAAGUAUAGAGCUAUUAAAUAAAACUGUAUUCCUUUAGAAGCUUGUGAUAUAAACUAGUACAGUCCACAGCAGUUUAUUUUCCGAAACACUGAUUGCUUGGUCAGAAGUCAAAUCAUUUGUUAACACCCCCACAUACAGACACCAUUAACUGUCACCUGCAGCCAUAUGUACAUUAAAUGUUUGUUGGGAGGUUUGUGAUUAACAAAUGACUUUUCAAAUGCUUGUAAAAUUACCACUUAAUCCUGUUUGUUUCAUCAGCUUUCCUCACUUGAUCAUUUGAAUUUAACUACUUACAUGAAGGAGAAUCUCUACCAGUAACAGGUCAGUUAAAGCUGUAAGUACCACUGCUGUAAUUUAAAUUUCCGUCGGCCUGUAUUCUGUGUGCACACAUAUUGGGAUCUUAAUGUCUGUCACCUGGAGGUCUUUAAUCCACAACAACCAUUCUUAAGCAUUUUACACUAAUGGCAGCCAAUCAUUCAGUAUGAUCUUGAGGAAUAACUCUAAAAAAUGAUAUUUAGUACUUGAGUGUGCAACACAUUCCCCCCCCACUAGUUCUGCUUCAUGUGAUCAGCAUCUCAACAUAGUGCAAAUCAAGAUUAUUCACACCAAAAACAAAACUAAUGAUUGAGUCUACACUGGUAAGUAUGGGCUCAUUAUCACCUCUGUUAAAUAUGCUAAUCCACUUAAUAUUCAACAAUUUGUUGCUUAAACUCUGCUGUGUAAGAAAAUAUAGAACCAAGAUGAAACUGUUUAUUUAUUAGUACACAAAAAAACUUGCCUAGAAAGCUUUUACCUGCUGAAGAUUACAAUUAAUAAAAAGAUUUCAUACAUUUUCCUCUACUUGUAGUUAUUUCAUACAGCUUAGAAGCUUUUGAAGAGAGAUUUUUUUGCUCCGAGUCAAAAACUGAAGCUUAAUCAUAAAUAUUUGUUUUAGGUCUGUCCCUUAAAGGACUCUAAAUGAUUUUAUUUGUGAAUUCUGUGCCAAUGACUGAAUGUUUACUGUUUCUCCUUAAUAAAUCAGUUUGUAAAUACUAA
Micropterus salmoides (largemouth bass) is the source of this 3809-nucleotide messenger RNA. RefSeq names its product BUB3-interacting and GLEBS motif-containing protein ZNF207-like. Bases 108 to 1499 code for a protein of 463 amino acids. Lineage: Eukaryota; Metazoa; Chordata; Actinopteri; Centrarchiformes; Centrarchidae. The record is from RefSeq and is a predicted model, not a curated record. The transcript is spliced from 11 exons. Gene Ontology annotation, cellular component: nucleus.